AUGACUGCCUGGGGCAGGGAAGACAGCGGCGAAGAAGACGACGGCGAUGAAGAAGAGAAAGAAGAAGAAGAAGAGAAAAAGAAGAAGAAGAAGAAGAGGAAGAAGAAGAUGGAGGGACACUAG
Molecule: messenger RNA, 123 nt
Organism: Trichophyton verrucosum HKI 0517
Lineage: Eukaryota; Fungi; Ascomycota; Eurotiomycetes; Onygenales; Arthrodermataceae
Exons: 1
Coding region: 1-123 (40 amino acids)
Source: RefSeq, a predicted model, not a curated record